Messenger RNA from Pocillopora meandrina, 6056 nucleotides. Lineage: Eukaryota; Metazoa; Cnidaria; Anthozoa; Scleractinia; Pocilloporidae. The record is from the annotation of a GenBank genome assembly.
AAUCAACCAACAUGGCUGCCCAGCCUGAUCGAGAAAAACACAGUAUAUGGUGGGGCGAUCUUUUCUCAUUUACGAAGCUUUUGAACUGAUUUCAACAAAAUCCAACAUUGAUUUAUUCUGAUCUUUUCUUAGCAUGGUUUCCGAUUUCUUUUACCCAAACAUGGGCGGAGUAGAGAGUCACAUUUAUCAGCUGGCUCAGUAUCUCAUUGAGCGAGGGCAUAAGGUAAUCUAACAUUCAUCGUGUUUUGUUUUCUGCAAAAUGCCAUAAAAAGAGAGAUGAAAACAACCAUUCGAAACAGCCCUUAAAAGGUUAGAUUUACAGACUGAAUAUAUUCUCACCCGAACUGUCAUUUCGUUUCAAUCGUUAUCGCAUUACAAUCAUGGUUAGGGGGAUUCCCCAUUGACAGUUUCUGUCGCCUAGUCUGUUAGCAUUAAACUUUAUCCCUUCAGCACAAGUGAGUUCAAAGAAUAUUUUCGUUUACUGAUUAUAUCUGUAAUGAAAUCAGACAUAUUUAAGCCCUUCAGAGCCCUAAUUUUACACUGACAUACAAGUUACACUGAUAUACAAGUGUAAAAAGAAUAGAAAAAAAAUGUCAAUGACAACUACCAUCAGAGUUGACAGGUCAUGUUAGAAUUUAAUAACUUUCAUGUCAGGUCGUGAUUGUAACACAUGCCUAUGGCGAGCGAAGUGGAAUACGUUAUUUAACAAACUACCUCAAGGUAUGCAAUGGUUCCUUUGUCGCCUUUGUCAUAUUUUCUGUGAAAUAGAAACUUUUGCAGUAUGAUUGUUCUAAAUCUUUACUUUGUGAUGUUGCUGUUUUUAGUUUUAAUGCCACACUAAGUCAUCCAGAUGAAGUGUGCAAAAUUCCAAUUGAUAAAGACAUGCAAGCCAAUCAAGUGGCAGCAUUAGAAUCAAAACAUUGCACAAUCUUUAAAUAAUGAACACAGCGUUUAUGUUUUACCGUCUUCUUACAGGUCUAUUAUUUACCUUUUGGUCCAUUUCACAAUCAAUGUGUAUUGCCAACUCUGUACACAACAAUUCCAUUAAUGAGAUGUGUGUUUCUGCGAGAGAAGAUAACUAUAGUUCAUGGACAUUCUGUAAGGCAUUGCUUUUAGUAUCAUUAUUUAUGUUUUAUUAAUAUUUUUAUCAUUGUAGUUAUCCUUCAAGUAUUGGUUCUUCUGGCAAGAUUUUACAUCAAAGUAAAAUAUAAGUUAUGCAGCUAGAAAUUGGAAUCUUUUUUUUUUGUAAACUUUAUUGCAAGCUAGCAAAAGGUUUAGAAUGGUGGGUGGGGGAGACAGAUUAGUAGGGCAAAAAAAUUCAGAUAUUUUCUUUUCUCAAUUUUCUUUGGUCAUUUCCAUUUUCUUCAUUCUUUUUCUGCAUCACUUGCCUGUCUGUAGUUAAUCAAAGAUCAGUAUGAAUAUAUUUUCUGUGUCUUUUCUUUACUAGGCCUUUUCUACUCUUUGUCAUGAUGCUCUUCUUCAUGCUCGCACCAUGGGACUUCGCACAUUAUUCACUGACCAUUCUCUGUUUGGUUUUGCGGAUGCUAGUUCUAUCAUAACCAAUAAGUUUUUACAGUUUUCCUUGGCAGACAUUGAUCAUGUGAUCUGUGUUUCACAUACAAGGUUUGUAGUAACCUCAAUUUUUAUAACACUAGCAUCUCAUUUAUUUCAUGAUGAAUGUUCUUUGACUUCAAAACAUUUAUGUUAAACUAAAGUAAGCAUAUGGCGGAGCAUAUGCCAUUAGCUCCCCACAAGGUCAGAUCUUAAUAUAGUUGUCAUGUAACUAUAUGAAUAAAUAAAAGGUCGGUAUAAACUAGGAAGUUAUCAUGAUGAAAAAUUGUCCACUUGAAUGAAAUGUAGAGAGGCUACUUCAGAUAGUGAUCAUAAUUGGAUCAUAUAUUUGUAAUAAUGAAGCAGAAUUAAUCUCCUAGGAGAUUCUUGUCAGUUUGUUCUACCUGGUGUGUUAUUUUUACUAUCUGAAUAUUUAAUUUUAGUUUAUUCUACCUCACAUCAAUUGGUCUUUGUUUACCUUGAUGUUGUUUACUUUGCUAGUAAGGAGAACACUGUGUUGCGAGCAUCAAUGAAGCCUGACAUGGUAUCAGUGAUUCCUAAUGCUGUAGAUGCCAAUGUAUUUACACCUGAUGUUUCAAAGAAAAUUUCAGGAAAAAGUGAGCUGUUGAAAUAUUGAAGUAAAUUUUUUUUUCAUAAAUGAUUGCAUGAGUGAACAUUUAAUCUGAGAUGAUAGGUAGCCAAUGAGGCUGUUGUAUUUGUGUGUGUCAGCUGUGACUAUCUGAUAUUGAACAAGUAUGCGUUGAAUUUAACUGAGUAAUUGAAACCACGGAAACUAAUAUCUCAAAAUCUUCCACUGACAAACACUGCAAAAAGAACUGUAAAUGGAGACUAAGCUCAGAUAUCUUGUUUCAUAAACCAAGCAAACCUCAGGAUUUUCAUGCUAGUUUUAUAUGUACACUUAGUCAUAUAUUUGUGAUAUUGUGGUGAAUUAACAUUUUGAGUUUUUUAUUAGUCACCAUUGUGGUAGUAAGUCGGUUGGUGUAUAGAAAGGGUAUGGAUUUGUUGGCUGGAAUACUCCCCAUCAUGUGCGCCAAUCAUUUAGAUGUCCAGUUUAUUAUUGGUAAGUCCACGUAGGAGAAGACACUUUUAAAGCUAUUUACCAGCUUAAGUUUUCUUGAAGAUCUUUGUGAAAUUGUGUGUCAUUAUUAGCACCAGAGAUCAAUGGAAAUUGUCAAUCCUUUAACUUUCAACCCUCACCACUAUGCAUUUCCUUGUAAAUUAGUUAUGAGAAUUUGGUGUUAGAUCAAGGUAACAACUUGUGUCCAUUAAGUCGGAAUCUUAAAGAGAUAAAAGGACUUGAAAUCUUGACUGAAUAAAAUGUUUGUAUUAUUUAAUGAAGUAUAUUUAUUUUGUAUAGGUGGUGAUGGCCCCAAAAGAGCUCUCCUAGAGGAUGUUUGUGAACAGUGUAAACUCCAAGAAAGAGUCCAUUUUUUAGGAAAAUUAAACAUGAGAAAGUUAGGGAUGUAAGUUUAUACCUUUACUUUCUACCAUGGAAUGUUAAGAAUUCUCGGAUGAAUUACGAUGAAAUUUUAUGUUUUAGUAUAGAACAUGUUCCUGGGCAUUUCAAAUUGUUGUUAAUUCCUUACUAGGUGCUUACUCAAGGUGACAUAUUUCUCAAUACAUCAUUAACAGAAGCAUUCUGCAUUGCUAUUGUUGAAGCAGCUAGCUGUGGGUAAGUUUUAAUUAAACAACAAAUUUUUGUUGCCAGUUUUUGACAGGCAUCAUAGGGUAUCAAGUUUGUGCAUGACAUGUUGACUUUGGAUUUUGAUAGUUUUCAAAUUCAAACGCAAGCCCUUAUUAUUAGGAAAAUAUCAACACUAUUUUGUUGGAAAUACUAAGGUUGUAAUAAAAGUAGCCAUUCCAUUGAUAGCAAUGAUUUUUUACACCAGGCUCCAAGUGGUCAGCACCAGAGUGGGUGGGGUCCCUGAGGUACUACCAGAUGACAUGAUAAAACUUGCUGAGCCAAGUGUGAAAUGUAAGUUAAAUGUCUCUAUAAAGUGAUUUAAUGCAUGGAAAAAGCCCUGAGUGACCUCUCUCUGUUAGAGUACUUCUUUCUCCUUCUACACUGUCUUGUAUUUCCUCACAAAAAUACAAGAAGAAUUUGAGUUUGUAUUCUGUACUUUACAUGUUAACCAAGCGAAGAAACAAUUUGUGAAAAAAAGGUCAAAGCAUUCUAACAUCCUAACAUCAUUACUUAGUAAGACUUUUUUCGUAGAACUUUUUUGCCUCAAUAGAGGGCUGUAUAGAAGAUGACUUAAAACUUCUUUUUAUCGAUUAAAGGAAAACAGCAAUUUUACAGAAAUGUUUAUGAAGAGAUAUUUCCACAACAUUUUAACGUGGUGAAAAAUUUCAAACUUGAGAAGCCAGAGUAAAUUUGUCUGAAAGUGUUCUGAAAAAAUUGCAGUUGACAUGAAUGUGACCAUGUAAUUUAUUGAGACAGUAGUAAAAGCACAAGUGAGAUUUAAUACUAUACAGUUCAGUCCCCACGAGUGAUAACUUAAUAUUGAUGUCUAUUAAUGUGUAAUGCGAGCAUUCUGACAGAAUUGGACCUGAAAAAUUGCGCUACUGUUCCUUCCAGUAAGUGUGAGGCGCUUGGGUGGACGAAUUUUUGAUUUAACAAUGUUCUCAAAUUGUUUAGCAGUUGGAAAGACUUCAUUCACGAACUAUUGACGGUGUGCCUGUUUUGGAAACAUUAUGUUACAGAAAAGCGUGAGGAAAAAUUCAAAGGAGAAAUGUGAUUCUUAUGAUUGAAUUUGUUUCUGUUCCAGAAUGCUCUUAGACAUGUGAAGUGUGUUCGAAGAAACCCGCGGAACCAUCUGUAUAAGAAAUUAUCUAACGAGCGAGGCCUUAAGUUGAAAAAAAGAAUUGUUUUUUCAGUGUGGUUUGCAAGGUUGUGAAAGUCAUCUCUCAUCAACAAGUCAUACUGCGGGUUACGCGGUGUUAACCAUUUUGCCGCAAAAACAGGAGACCAAUUUUAUUAGGCAAUUUAGACAGUGUUCAGUUGAAAAGCAUAACCAACUCUAAUAAAACGACCAACAAAUUAAUACUAAUUACACGUAGAUUAAUAACUUUAACAUACCGCAUUUCAGCCCUCGUGGCAGCUUUGGAAAGCGCUGUAGAAGCUGCAAGAAACAAAACAUUUGUAGCGCCAAACGUAGCCCAUGAACGAAUAAGGACAAUGUAUACAUGGCAGAAUGUAGCUCGACGAACAGAAAGAGUAAGUUUGCGCUCUCUUUUGACACAUUUUCUUCACUAAAUCUUAAAUUUGAAAGUUUUCCAAUUUCCAGGCGCUUUGCGCGGGAAAAUUGAAAAAAGCAGUAAUGAGCAGGAGACACGUUAUCGCUGUCAGUUACGUCACCUGUCAGUCUCGUUUCCAUGGUUUCUCCUUUCAUAAUUGAAAAAUAAGCCUUGAGAUUCACCUUCAGGUUCAACAUCACGUAAACUGCGUGACACACAAUGACAGGGAAACACAUAUACAACAGUUGUAGAGGUGUUUUAUAGAGAGGAGAAACGAAAGCUUUAUAUAGCGACGAGGAAUUUCACUCGUGCCUCUACUCUUGAUGAGGGUUUGUUCAUUGGAAUCACUUAUUGCUGGAUAAUAUGUUUGCAUUUUGUUUUUUAAUUUGUUAGAUCUAUGACUUGGUUAGCACAGUACCUCGUGUUUCAUUUGACGAGCGACUCAAAAGGUAACACGUGAAGCAGUUUAACGAUUAUCAAAUCGUUAUUUCCAAUCGCGCGGUUUUCCCAAACUUAUAUCAAGUUUAUGACUUUUUUUAUUUAUAUCCCGGCAAGACUUUUCCUAAGCCUUUGCCAUCAAGUACUUUUCUUCUCCUUUUGGAUGUUCUUUUCCUUUAUUUUAAUCUCGAUUGUAUUUUAUCAUUAUUAGCUUGUACCACUGCGGCCGUGUGGCAGGAAAAAUUUUCUGCAUUUUAGCAGUAAUUGAUCUGUUUUUACUGUGGCUUCUCGAAUGGUUUUUUCCGAGAAAGGUAGGUGCAUAUAACAAAGCCGUUUUCCUCAGAGUUGUCUAUGCCCUGUUUAUUGAUCAGACCUUGACUGUCACGUGAAGCCUGUGGUCCCGUCAUUUUUAUGCUACACACCCCUUCCUCUCCCUCCCCUCCCUCCCCUCCUUUCCCUCUGUGGGUGCUUGAUAUUUGAAUCCUUAAUAGUCAAGAGGUUUUGGUUUCCUUUCAAGAUAACAGACCCUUUAGCCGAAAAGGUUGUUCACUCAUCGCUUGUUGUCUGCUGUUGUAUGCUGAUUUUUUUUUUUUUUACUUUUAGAAUAUAGAUAUGGCACCCUCUUAUCAAGAACAGAAAGACAAAUGGAAUUCCAGAGACGAAAUCAUAGCAUCUGGUCAAACAGCGUCAGUGAUCGACAAGAAAAGACAGAUCGAUUGUUCUCUCGUGAGAUGACAUUUGCAAAACGUACGCGAUGCGAAAUUACAAGGAAGUGUUAUGUUAAAGCUUGAGAUUAACAUUGAGGGGCA